This is a messenger RNA of Symbiodinium sp. CCMP2456, 3175 nucleotides long. The record is from the annotation of a GenBank genome assembly. NCBI's taxonomy places the organism in Eukaryota, Dinophyceae, Suessiales, Symbiodiniaceae.
GUACUCCAGUUUCGCUGGAAGCAUCGGUGGAGAGAAGGAUCAGAAUGCGUCGCUGAAGUCGCCAGUGGAGGGAGAGCUGGCCAACAGCAGCGAGAGCUCAGAUCUGAGGAGAGAUCAGGUGGAGGUGACUGGUGCUGGCACUGUCGUCGUUGCGAGAGUGCCAGCACAAGCACCGAUUGCUCACACCGAACGAGCUGCUCGAGCAAGCUCCGCGGAAGCAGAUCCCGCGCAGGCAGGCUCUCCCAAAGUGGAAGCCGCUGUCUCAGCCCAGGCCGAGCACAGCUUGGAGUCAGUCGAGGCGCCUCCCGUGCCCAGCACGGGAAGGCCGCAGGCAGCCCCCGGCGUUUCCGCAGGGACAGGGACUGACACGGCCACAACAAAACCAGAUUCGGCAUCGCCACCCUUACCACAGCAGCCUGGGUCUGGCCCCCUGACACCUCUGCAGGCGCGGCCCGUUAGUGAAGCAGAUGCGGCCGCGCCCAUUCAGAUGCCACUGCCAGCCCAGACUCCCCGUGUCCUUGCCUCGGCACCGCCGCAGCCCUUGCAAAUGCAGACUAGCGACCCUGUACAAAGCUUGCCAGCACAGGCUACCGCAGCAAGGGUAGACGAUUCAGCCGCCACACAGCACCAGCUGGACAGCUCCAGCCGUGUGGGGGAGGCUUCGAUUCAGUUGCACGGUGAUGCUCGGCAGUUGGCUGACAUGCCUCCUGCAACGGUGCAAGAAGUGCGUCCAGCUGUACCACUAUCACCCGACGAGUCUGCCGUCGGAGGGCCUUUGAAACCAGCGGAUGUCGGCACAAUUCCUGCUGGCGAUGGUGCGAUCCCAGCCAAGCCGAAUGCGGCAACUGCCUCGCCGGCCGUGCAGCCUGAGCCCGUGCAAAGCGAGCAGCCGGCAAGCGUCCAGGCGCCAGCGCAGCCCCUGCUUCCGACAAGGAAUUCUCCCCUGCUUGUUGCUGGAAAUGCCACCCAGGAAGCUCCGGCAACUUCCGUUCAACUUGUGCGACCUCCACCGGCGCCACCGCCGGUUUCGGCAGAAGGAAACACCCGCAGCGUGCCGGUCAACAACUCGUCUCCAGAGCCGGACAGUCAACUCUUGCUGAAGAAAACGGCGCCUGUGACCAGUGAAGCUGCGGCCGCCUCGGUCGUGGCAGGCCAGGUGGCAGCUUUGUCCGGAGUGCCAAUUUCCGUCGCGCCCGCUGGGUCUCCAACAUCAGCAACAGCGAGCAACAAGUCCACGAUCACAACACUGAGGACAGAGCCGGCGCAGCAUCUAUCUAUUGCGCCAGCCAGCCUCGCAGAGCAAGGGGUCCAGGCCAGCCAGGUCCCACUUGCAUCCGGCAUGAUGCCUGCUACGGGCAUGGCAACAAUGCCAGCAGUGAAUGGUGGUGCUUCCGUUAUGAUGCCAGGCAUGGCGACCGCUCCCGUAGCAAUUGCAGCAAACCCCACUACAACUCCAGCCCCCACCACAGCUGCACCAACUACGGCAGCAGCCACCACUGCAGCGCCUACCACUGCGGCAGCUACCACCGCCGCUGCUACAACCGUCGCGGCAACCACGGCUGAAAAAGAAGGCGAAGAUGAGAAGGACGGCGACGACAACGAUGGGGGCAGCCCUGAAGGAGGACAUAACGGCAGCCAUGAAAUCGUUGCUGUUGGCUCCGGCCGGGCCGAGGAGGCCGUCCUCGAUAACAGCAGUGCCGAACCAACCGGAGCCGACGCUCCCAAGGCGAAAGUCAUGGGAAUGGAUCAGCAGCUGCUUCUUACCGGUGUGGCGGCCGUGGUGCUCAUCGUGGUGGUGCCGGUAGGCACAGAACCUUGCAGACUGGAGCAAAACACCGACGAAGUAGUUUCCUCUGAGCGUGGGGAUGCAGAGUGUCUUCUGCUGUUGCUGCCGGAGAAAGUAGCCCGGCGCCGUCGUGGGAACUUCAGGCUUUUGGCAGAGUUUGAGCGGACUGCUAUCAUGUUCGUCACCAAGUUCUCUUCGGGGGCCGGCAUGGCCCGGCUCUCAGGCAGCGAGACCUCUGGAGACGACCUUGUGACGAAGCUGAGCCCCGGCCCCAGGGUGCGUCCCGAGCUAGGUCCAGGCUACCCGCCCAGGCCCGUGCUGAGCAUGCGAGCUCAAGUUGACGGGCUGCGGAAAGUCAUUGGAGUGAGCUCGGGCAUGCUACUGCCAAAGCGCAAGUGCACCGAUCGAUUUUGCAUCGUGUUGUUGGUGGCCUUCAUGUACCUCUACAGACGAGCUCGGUCAGAGGGCGACCUCGCCAAGCUGCAGGAUCCCAAGUGCUCCUGGGGACGAAGGACCCACGGAUUCGACUGGACAGGAAAGAUAUGUGGUGUUGACGAGGCUGUCCGAGACAAGCCGCUUCUCUUUUGGUGCACCCCCAACGGUGAGGAGGGCCUGACACUGCUGGAUGGCAUCUGCGUUGCUCGAUGCCCCAGUCCCCCUGCCAUGUUUGCCCUCUCCUGCAGAUGGCACCUUCUGCUUAGCACUUUGAGUGCAGGUUCCAGUUUCGAAAGUUUGGCCGAUUGCUUGGUCCUCCCCGGCCUGUGGCGGCCGGUAGAGUUGCAGGAGGUGGAGGUGAAGGAAUUUCUGGAUCCCUGCGGUGGCCUGAGUUUCACCAGUUGGACGCGCUUCUCUGUGAUGCACCCCUUCAGCAGUCGGCUGGAUGACCGGCUGGCGAGUGACAGAGUUUCCGAGCAACCAAGCACCGACAGGAGCAAGCUCUGGUCAAGGCAGAAAGUGCAUGCCGUGCUGGUGGGGUGCGUGCAUGGCGCAGGGUUUGCAAACGAACUCUUUUAUGUCCGAAGUGGUGUGAACAAGAUGCGCAAGUUGCAUUGUUUCCAGUUUCACCCGGCAAGUUAUCUUGGCUGGUCAAGGAGCCGCAGAAAGCUGGCGGUUUCUGGUUUUAGUUGCGAUUGCCUGCAUAGUCAUCGGCUAUGUCUUUCUCUUUGUAAUUUGGCACUCCUUCGAGAAGCUCGUCUAUGGUCUGAUUGUAGCAGUGCACGUUGCUCUCCUGGCAGUUGCUGGGGCCAGGCACCCAGGACGCUCCCGGUGUUUCUCUUCGUCAGCUUCCACCCAGCGCCGGGGGCUUCCAACGUGGUUUUCGAUUCCUUCCUGGCAUCGCGCCCACCUGACGGCUGUGCUAGCCAGCGAUGGGCAGCUCUCAUGGCCAAG